Messenger RNA from Cheilinus undulatus (humphead wrasse), 2501 nucleotides. RefSeq names its product actin-binding LIM protein 1-like. Bases 35 to 1825 code for a protein of 596 amino acids. The transcript is spliced from 20 exons. Gene Ontology annotation, molecular function: actin filament binding. NCBI's taxonomy places the organism in Eukaryota, Metazoa, Chordata, Actinopteri, Labriformes, Labridae. The record is from RefSeq and is a predicted model, not a curated record. Gene Ontology annotation, biological process: cilium assembly; lamellipodium assembly; cytoskeleton organization. Gene Ontology annotation, cellular component: actin cytoskeleton; stress fiber.
AGCUGAGGUCCUCUAUCUGAUUCCCAAACAGUCCAUGAUGGAGCAGCUGCCUUUCAUCAACCCCAAUGACUACAUCCUGUGUGAGAAGCUGGCCUCUGCAACUGCAGACAUGAGCAGCAUGCUACAUAAUCAUGACAACAGCCACACAUGUCCUCCAACGGGAAAGCGGGUCAUCAAGUGCUUCAGAUGUAGGGAGCCAUGUAAGGGAGAGGUACUGCGGGUCCAGUCCAGCUACUUCCACAUAAAGUGCUUCUCAUGCAAAGUGUGCGGCUGUGACCUGGCUCAGAGUGGCUUCUUCACAAAGAAUGGCGACUAUCUGUGCCCACUGGACUUCCAGAGGCUCCACGGCACGCUCUGCAGCGGCUGUGGGGAGUUUGUGGAGGGAGAGGUGGUCACAGUCUUGGGAAAGACGUACCACCCAGCAUGCUUUGUGUGCACGCACUGCAAGCAGCGCUUUCCUGCGGGGGAUUGUGUCACAUUUAGUGGGAAAGACUGCGUCUGUCAGCGCUGUAUUCGACCUAUGUCUCCAACUCCAAGCAACGUCAGCUAUCCCAGCAACUGCUCUGGCUGUGGCAGAGACAUAAAGAAUGGACAGGCGCUGUUAGCCAUGGCGGGUCAGUGGCACCUCGGCUGCUUCAAGUGUAAAGUCUGCAAGAAAGUGCUGAGCGGAGAAUAUAUUAGCAAAGAUGGCAAUCCAUACUGUGAGAGGGAUUACCAGAUUCAGUUUGGAGUACAGUGUCAUGCAUGUCAGAAGUUUAUUACUGGAAAAGUCUUAGAGGCAGGGCACAAACACUAUCACCCCAGCUGUGCCAGAUGCUGUCGGUGUGACAAAGUCUUUAAAGAAGGUGAAGAGAUGUUUCUGCAAGGGAAAACAAUUUGGCAUCCGAACUGUAGAGACUUCAGCAGCAGAGCAGAGGACAACUACAGGGCCAGCAAACAAAAAACAUCUUGUCUCAAUUUCUUUUACCCCUCACGUGAUCUGAAGCCAACAUCCUCAUCUGAAAGCUCGUCCUCCAGACCAGGCUCCUGCACCCCGGGGAGUCCUGGUCGGACUAUCUGUGCAAAAGUAGAUAAUGAGAUCAUUGAUUACCGAGACUUAGCGGCAAUUCCCAGAGUCAAGGCUAUAUACGAUAUAGAGCAUCCUGAUAUGAUAUCUUAUAAGAAUGUGAACGACACCUCCUCUACUUUGGACUACAAGGCCCACAAACAGGACAGGCAGAGCCCAGCAGAGUCUCCUGGAAAUGCAUCUGAAACCACUGAGGAGAGUUUAGAAAUGAGGACCUACAUACCAAAAUCUACAAGCCAUGGAUCUUUUGUAGCCCAAGCGAUGUACAACCGCCACAGCUACACUCCAACGCUGUCCAGAUCACCUCAACACUUCCACAGACCAGAGGAGGAGUUCAACAUGUACAGGAGACCUCCCAUUUAUAAACAGAAAGAUCCCAACUCCCCCUCAUCUCAAACACUGUCCCUGCCUGGAUAUGGUCGCAACAUGCUCAAUCCGCCAAGAUCAGCUGAUUUCUCCAGUUACAACAAUGACAGGUUCAGAGAGUAUAAGCUCCAUGAAGGUCAACAUCCAUUAACAUACAUGGACAGGGGAGUGUCCAUGCCUAAUUUGUUGGAACCACAAGUCUACCCAUAUGAAAUCCUCACUGUUGCUAACAGAGGAAGAGUGAAGCUUCCCAAGGAUGUUGACAGGACGAGACUCGAGUGCCACCUAUCCCGGGAUUCAUUCUUUGAGAUCUUUGGCAUGGACAUUCAAGAAUUUGACAAACUUCCACUUUGGAAACGAAAUGACAUGAAAAAAGCAGCAAAUCUCUUCUAAGUCACGUGUAAAGCAUGUUUUAACUCAUUGGGAAUAUGCAGUUCUGCAUUUGCCAUUAAAAAAGAAAUAUUUUGUUGAAAAAGAACCAGAUCAAUUGAUUCUCUUUGGAGACAACUUUUUUUUUCACUAUAGUCACAUAUUACUACUGUACACACUCUUAUGAAAUUAGUGUACCUCAAAGCAGAAAUGAACAUGAGAACUCAUCUUGGCUACCCACAGACUACGUUCACCCUGGAAAGUUUUCCUUUAUGUUGCUCACUUCACAUUUUAAAUCCAUGUCGUAAAGUAAGUUACUUUAUCCUUCAAUAAUUAAUUUCUUUAACACUGCCCAUACCUGAUAUAUGGUAGUAAAAUAAGGUUAAAUAUAAUACUGUCAUUAUUCUGAUUAAAAGAUGUUUCUCUCAAGAACUGGAUGCAUUUAACUUUAUCCUGAUCACCACUUUCUUACAUUUCUUUUUUCUUGCUCCAUUUGUAUUCAGAUAUCUUUUAGCAUCAAACUGGGAAAUUUAAUUUUGUACUUCUGUUGCCUAACCAUCCCUGAAAUGUGCUUUUGGACUGUCAAAAGACACUUAUGUUUCUUAAAUGUUUUGCUCAAACUUAGCUGUGUUAGCCAUCACUGUAUAUGUUGUGUCCACACUGGUAUACUAUUGCAACACCUCAAGCGCCCUCAAUAAAG